AUGAACAGUGACCUAUUUAACAUGGCUAUGAGUCAUUGCGAUGUAAUCAAAGAUGAUUUGGAUGCACAAGAUGAGAAAUUGAUGGGGGUUCAUAAUAAGAUCAGGGAUUAUUCAGAUGGAUUGGAUUUUAAUGAGAAAUAUCUACAAAAGUUAAAGAAGACAGCCAACAUGAAGAAAACAUACUGUGUUAUCUUUGCAAUUGGGCUGGUCUUUACUACAGCAUUCAUAGUAAUAAAAAUAAAGAAAUAA
Enterospora canceri is the source of this 249-nucleotide messenger RNA. Lineage: Eukaryota; Fungi; Microsporidia; Enterocytozoonidae. The record is from the annotation of a GenBank genome assembly.